GUGAUUAUAUUUUAUUAAAUUUUAUUUCAUAUAAUUAUAAUAAUAAUUUAAAUUAAUAAAGUAAUAAGUAAUUAAGUAAUAAAAUUAAGCUUAAUUAUAUUUAAAAUAAUCAUGUAAUCUAUAUCAUUCUCUUUAUAUAUAUAUAUAUAUAUAUAUAAAAUAUUUCAAAAAUAUUUUAUAUAAUUUAUUAAAAUUUAAUAAUUAAAAUUGAAUAGAAAAAUUAUUACAUAUAUUAAAAGAAAAUAAAGUCAUAAUCAUCAGCAUAUUCAUCGUAUAUUAGUAGUUAUGAAUGAAAGAAACGAUUUAUAUCUCUAUGUUAUGUAACAAAUGCUGAAGGUCACGAUGUCAAUGCGUGAUUGUCAGUGAUAGACAUACUUUGUUUAAAAUUAUCUCUGUAGUUAUUAUAGCGGUUAAUUGAUAAAGGGUAUAUUUUGUGUGGAUACUAGAAGACAGUUUCAUUUCAGUUUGAAUACUUGUACCUGUAGGUUAUAAUAAAAUGAAAACAAAAAGUAUAUUAUCAUUAUCAAAUGAAGAAUUUAAAACUUUGAUGGAUUCUAUUGAUGUAGUUUUAUCAGACUGUGAUGGUGUGUUAUGGAGAGAAACAGAGGUAAUAAAGAAUUCACCUGAAACAGUAAAAAAGUUGAAAGAAUUAGGUAAAAAAUUUUUUUAUAUAACAAAUAACAAUACUAAAACUAGAGCUGAAUUUUUAAAAAAAUGUAAUGAUUUGAACUAUGAUGCAACAAUAGAUGAGAUAGUAUGCACUUCAUUUUUGGCUGCUGUAUAUCUUAAAGAAAAAAAAUUUGAUAAAAAGGUAUAUGUAGUUGGAAGUGUUGGCAUUGGUAAGGAACUUGAAGCUGUGGGUAUUCAACAUUAUGGUACUGGACCAGAUAUAAUAGAAGGUGAUGAAGUAGAAUUAGUAAAAAACUUUAAACCAGAUCCAGAAGUUGGAGCAGUUGUUAUAGGCUUUGAUAAAGAUUUCAGUUUUCCUAAGAUUGUAAAAGCUGUUACUUAUUUAAAUGAUCCCAAUGUUCAUUUUAUAGGAACAAACAAUGAUAUUGAAAGGCCUUCACCAAGUACUAAUAAAUUUCCAGGAACUGGUUGCUUCAUAAAAAAUAUAGAAUCAGCUUGCAAUAGAUCAGCAGUAAUACUUGGGAAACCAGAAUCUUUUGUCAGUGAAUACAUUACAAAAAAGUAUGGUUUAAAUCCUGAAAGAACACUUAUGAUUGGUGAUAAUUGUAAUACUGAUAUUCUUUUGGGAAAACGUUGUGGAUUUAAAACUUUAGUUGUAUUAACUGGUAUUACAACACAAAAUGAUAUAGAAAAUAUGAAUGCUUCUGAUACAGAUACUAAAAAUUUGAUAAUACCAGACUAUUAUGCAAAUGAAUUAGGUGAUAUAUUAGAAAUGACUAAAAUAUCUUGAUGAUUUUGUUAAAAAAUUUAAUUUUACAAAUAUUUAAUACUAUUUAAAAAUAUUUAAAAAUAUGACAUACAAUUGUUUUAUUUUCUAUUUUUGUUCUAUUUAUUUUCUGUUUUUGUUAUAUUUUUUGCCCUUAUAUUUAAUGUAAUAAUAUAUAAAAUAUCUAAAUAUUAAUAAUGAGUAUUAGAAAAAGGAUCUUUAUUUUUCGUUUAUUAAGUUUAUGUAUAUAUUUAUAUACAAGAAUAUGCAAUGUAUGUAACUACUUUUAAUAUAGUUAAAAUAAUAUUUACAUAUGUAAAAUAUUAAAAAUAAUUAAUAUUUGAAUUUUUUGUAUUAUUACUUUCUAUUAUUAUUAUAAAUUUAUUAUAAAUAGAAUUUAUUAUUUUUAUAAAUAAUAAUUAUUUGUCAAGCUUUAUAUUAAUAAUAAUAUAAACAUUAAAAAUAUGUUUAUAUGUAUUUUAUCAAAAACAAAAAUUUUUAUUACUUGAAAUAAAACGAAAAUUAAUUUAUCAUAAA
Apis cerana (Asiatic honeybee) is the source of this 1933-nucleotide messenger RNA. RefSeq names its product glycerol-3-phosphate phosphatase. The record is from RefSeq and is a predicted model, not a curated record. Gene Ontology annotation, molecular function: phosphatase activity. Gene Ontology annotation, cellular component: cytoplasm. Lineage: Eukaryota; Metazoa; Arthropoda; Insecta; Hymenoptera; Apidae.